Molecule: messenger RNA, 638 nt
Organism: Uloborus diversus
Lineage: Eukaryota; Metazoa; Arthropoda; Arachnida; Araneae; Uloboridae
Gene: Arl6
Product: ADP-ribosylation factor-like protein 6
Exons: 1
Coding region: 69-638 (189 amino acids)
Biological process (GO): vesicle-mediated transport; intracellular protein transport; cilium assembly
Cellular component (GO): axoneme; cytoplasm
Molecular function (GO): GTP binding; GTPase activity
Source: RefSeq, a predicted model, not a curated record
UGGAAUAAAGAGUUUGUACAGCUAAUUAUUUUAGAACUUUUUGUCUGAGCUGUAAUUUCGUUCAGAAAAUGGGUCUUUUUGACAAGUUAGCAUAUUUUCUGGGCAUCAAAAAGAGAGAAGUAAACGUAUUGAUUGUAGGUUUGGAUAAUAGCGGGAAAACUACAAUUAUAAAUCAUUUCAAACCCGAAGAGCAGAAAUCGAUGGAAAUCGUCCCCACUGUUGGAUUUAAUGUUGAUCGUUUUCGCAUGAAAAACCUGAGUUUCACAGCAUUUGACAUGUCUGGGCAAGGCAGGUACAGAAAUUUAUGGGAACAUUACUAUCCGGAAGCUCAAGGAAUUAUUUUUGUUAUUGACAGUAGUGAUGCUUUACGGAUGGUUGUAGCAAAAGAUGAGUUAGAAAUGAUGCUGCAGCACAAAGACAUUAAAGAUAAAAGCAUUCCCGUCCUGUUUUUUGCCAAUAAAAUGGAUCUGAGAGAAGCGUUAUCUAGCGUAAAAGUAAGUCAAGCUUUGGGAUUGGAUCGUUUGAAGAAUAAACCGUGGCAUAUUUGUGCUAGUAAUGCUUUGACAGGUGAAGGUCUCAGUGAAGGAGUUGAAUGGUUAAGUGAUCAACUCCGCACUAAUGUUCAAACUAAGAAUUGA